UUCGAAGCCCCCAGCCCUCCUCCGCCCCCCUCCACCCCCAUCUCCUCCAAGUUCCUGUCCACCAGCCCUGGCGGCGUUGGCGGUGGCGGUGGCGACGUGCCCCUCGUCAACCCUUUCCUGUCAUUGCAGGACGUGCCCACCAAGCUGGUGGCCAAGGCGGUACCCUUGCCCAUGACGGUGCGCGGCCACUGGUUCCUGAGCCCGCGCACCGAGUACACGGUGGCCGUGCAGACGGCCGCCAAGCAGAGCGACGGGGACUACGCCGUGUCCGACUGGAGCGAGAUCAUCGAGUUCUGCACGGCAGAUUACUCAUCGGUGCAUCUUACACAACUGUUGGAGAAGGCCGAAGCCAUCGCCGGGAGGAUGCUGAGAUUUUCCGUGUUUUACCGCAACCAGCACAAAGAGUACUUCGACCACGUACGAGAGGCCCAGGACAACCGGAUGCUGCCGGCGCUGAAGGACAACAGCGGCAGCCACGGCUCCCCGAUCAGCGGCAAGCUGCACGGCAUCUUCUUCAGCUGCAACACCGAGUUCAACACGGGCAAGCCGGCCCAGGACUCCCCGUACGGCCGCUACCGCUUCGAGGCGCGCGCCGAGGAGCUCUUCAACCCCAAGACCAACCUCUACUUCGGCGACUUCUACUGCAUGUACACGGCCUACCACUACGUCAUCCUGGUGGUGGCGCCAGAGGGCUCUCCGGGCGACGAGUUCUGCAAGCAGAGGCUGCCUGCGCUGGACCGCGCCGACAACCGCUUCCUGACGUGCGUGCAGGGCGAGGACGGGCGGCUGGCGUUCCACCACGCGCAGGACGUGAUCCUGGAGAUCAUCUACACGGAGCCGGUGGAGCUGGCGCUGGGCGACGUGGCCGAGAUCAGCGGGCACCAGCUGAUGAGCAUGUCCACCGUCAACGCCAAGAAGGACCCCAGCUGUAAGACCUGCAACAUCAGCGUGGGACGCUAAGGAUAUCUGCCAUCCUACACAAAAAAACCCUAAACCCACUUCUACCCCUGCAACAUCAGCGUGGGACGCUAGCCAGGGAGGGACCUCUGGCAUCCUACAAAAAAAAACCCUACCUAAAACCUAUUGCGAAGCCUAUUCUACCCCCAUGGAAUUCUUCUCAAGACCUGCAACAUCAGCGUCGGACGUUAAGCCAGCCAGGGAAGGACCUCUGGCAUCCUACAAAAAAAAAAAACCCUACCUAAAACCUAUUGCAAAGCCUAUUCUACCUAUGCCCCCCCAUACCGUUCUUCUCAAGACCUGUAACAUCAGCGUGGGACGUUAGCAAGAGAGGAGGGAUCUCUGCCAUCGUACUAAAAAAAAAACCCUACCUAAACCCUAUUGCAAAGCGUAUUCUACCUAUGGCCCCCCAUGGCGCUCGUCUCAAGACCUGUAACAUCAGUGUGGGACGCUAAGGAUAUCUACCAUCCUACAAAAAAAAACCCUAAACCCACUUCUACCCAUCCUCAAAAAUUCAAAACUUUCCAAGAAUUCUGAUGAUCUCCUGCAACAUCAGUGAGGAACACUAGGGACCUCUGCCAUCCUAAAAAAAAAAAAACACUUAACCUACUUACACCCCUUCCCCAAACAUAAAGACUCAAUAACGC
Molecule: messenger RNA, 1604 nt
Organism: Engraulis encrasicolus (European anchovy)
Lineage: Eukaryota; Metazoa; Chordata; Actinopteri; Clupeiformes; Engraulidae
Product: phytanoyl-CoA hydroxylase-interacting protein-like
Exons: 4
Cellular component (GO): cytoplasm
Source: RefSeq, a predicted model, not a curated record